Trichoderma atroviride IMI 206040 is the source of this 1677-nucleotide messenger RNA. RefSeq lists its product as uncharacterized. Gene Ontology annotation, cellular component: cytosol; preribosome, small subunit precursor. Gene Ontology annotation, biological process: maturation of SSU-rRNA. Gene Ontology annotation, molecular function: protein serine/threonine kinase activity; ATP binding. The record is from RefSeq and is a predicted model, not a curated record. Lineage: Eukaryota; Fungi; Ascomycota; Sordariomycetes; Hypocreales; Hypocreaceae.
AUGGACGCUGCAGACGCUGCCGCAGCCUCUCCAGCGGCGCCUCACCAGCCACCAUACCAGUACACGGCGAGCCAGGGUUACGAGCAGACCGAGGAAGUGCCCCGCGAAUUGCUGAGGCAACAGGCCGAUGCCCCGCUCCCCGUGGACGGCGACGACGACGACCUCGAGGACAUUUUCGACGACGACGACCAGAUUGACGACGACGAGGAAUGGGCCGCCGACGGCGACCUGACUAAGAGCUAUAACCGCCAGCGACAGGCCACGGAUGCUGGUGCCGCCGUGCCGCGGUCCAAUGCGCAGAAGCCAAAGGCAAACACCUUUGCCAGCGUCGACGACCAGGUCUCGGCGCUGUCCAAGCACGCCGUCAAGAUCCGCCUCGACUCGGUCAAGCAGGAUGACGACCGCGACAAGGACAAGGCCGACCGCGCCACCAGCGAGCAGGUGCUGGACCAGCGCACGCGCAUGAUUCUGCUGCAGAUGAUCAACCGCGGCGUCGUCAGCGAGGUCCACGGCGCCAUCAGCACGGGCAAGGAGGCGAAUGUCUACGGCGCCGUGUCGCAUGAUGACGAGACGGGCGUGGCGACGCAGCGGGCCAUCAAGGUGUACAAGACGGCCAUUUUGGUCUUCAAGGAUCGCGAGCGCUACAUUACGGGCGAGCACCGCUUCAAGGGCGGCUUCGACAAGGGCAAUAGUCGCAAGAUGGUCAAGUUGUGGGCUGAGAAGGAGUAUCGCAACCUGAGGAGGAUAUACAAUGCCGGGAUUCCCUGUCCGGAGCCGCUGGCGCUGAAGCUGCAUGUGCUGGUGAUGGGAUUCUUGGGCGAUAGGAAGGGAUGGGCGUACCCGCGGCUGCGAGAUGCGAAUCUAAAGGGCGACGAUGUGGACCAGCAGUGGCAGAAUCUGUAUGUGCAGCUCCUGGGCACGAUGCGACGGAUGUACCAGAUCUGCAGACUCGUCCACGCUGAUUUGAGCGAAUACAAUAUCCUCUACCACAACGGCAAGCUGUACAUUAUUGAUGUGUCGCAGAGCGUGGAGCCGGACCAUCCCCGAUCGCUCGAGUUUCUGCGCAUGGACAUCAAGAACGUGGGCGACUUCUUCCGCCGCAAGGGCGUCGACACGCUGCCGGAUCGGGCCAUUUUCAACUUCAUCACCGUGCCGGCGGGGCCGGUCGAGGAGCCCGCCAUGGGCGAGGCCAUUGCGAAGCUGUACGAGACACGGCAGGCUGCUACAAAUGAGGAGGAGGCUGCUGCGGAGGAAGUCGACACGGAGGUCUUUCGAAACCAGUACAUCCCGCAGACGCUGGAGCAGGUGUAUGAUAUUGAAAAGGAUGUCAAGAGAUUGGGGCUGGGAGAGGGCAAUGAGUUGGUGUAUAGCAAGUUGCUGGCUGACCAGGUUGUUGCUGCCCCCAAUGGUGGUGAAAAGAACAAGGUAGAUGAAGAGGAGUCAGAGGAUGAGUCUGGAGAGGGAGCUUCUCUUGGCGGUGAUGAUGAUGAGUCUGGGGAUGAUGAGAGCCGGUUUGACAAAGGAAGGCCGAGAGGGCGCAAGUUUGAGGACAAGGACGAGAAGAAGCUACAUAAACAGGCUGUCAAGGAGGCGAAGCGCGAGAAACGACAGGAGAAGAUUCCCAAGCAUCUGAAGAAGAAGCUCGUUUCUAGCACGUCGAGAAAAACGAAGAAAUAA